UCCCCAACCGGCAACAGACUCCCUCCACAAUUGUUGUUUCGUUCCCACCGCACAGCACCGCAUAGCACUCUAACAAAAUGACAGACGCCCCCGUGUACAUGGCCACCGUGUCGGCCCCCACCAACAUCGCCUGCAUCAAGUACUGGGGCAAGGCCGAUGCCAAGUUCAACACCCCCACCAACGACUCGGUGUCCGUCACCCUCGACCAGAGCGACCUGCGGGCCGUGACCACCGCCGCCGCCUCUCCGAAAUUCGAAAAGGACCGCCUGUGGCUGAAYGGGGAGGAAGAAGAGGGUGCCUCCACCAGCAAGCGCUUCCGGGCCUGCGUCGACGGGGUCAAGCUCCUGGCGGCGGACCCSGAGAAGUGGAAGGACCUCAAGGUCCACGUCUCGAGCUACAACACCUUCCCGACGGCCGCCGGCCUUGCCUCGAGCGCCGCCGGGUACGCCGMCCUGGUGGCGGCACUGGCGGAGCUCAUGGACGCGAAGGAAGCCUAUCCCGGGCAGCUCACGACGCUCGCCAGGCAGGGGAGCGGAUCCGCCUGCCGGUCUCUCUACGGGGGAUUUGUGGCCUGGAGGGCCGGAACCCCGGAGGGCCGCAGCGACGACAAGGAACCCACCCCCUGGAGCGACUCCAUGGCGGUCCAGAUCGCCGACGAGACCCACUGGCCGGAGCUCCGGGCCGUCAUCAUGGUGGUCAGCGAUGCCAAGAAGGACACGUCGUCCACGGCGGGGAUGAGCACCAGCGUCGCCACCUCKACCCUGCUGCCCCACCGCAUCGCGAAGGUCGUUCCCGAGCGCAUGGUGGCCAUCGAGAAGGCCUUUCUGGCCAGAGACUUUGCAGCCUUUGGAGAGCUCACCAUGCGGGAUUCCAACCAGUUCCACAGCGUCUGCGCCGACACCUACCCGCCCAUCUUUUACAUGAACGACGUCUCCCGCCAGAUCGUCCGCAUCGUCCACGCCUACAACCAGUGGGCCGGGGAAACCCGGGUCGCCUACACCUACGACGCCGGCCCGAACGCCGUCCUCUACACCCUGGAAAAGCACUCGGUCGAGGUCGGUGCCCUCAUGGCCCACUACUUUCCCCCGGGCGAGGCAUCCGUGGAGAGCUUUUACAACGACGCCUCGUUCGCCUCGGACCUCGGGGGCUUUUCCCUCGACCCGUCGCUCCUGGCCGCCACCGACAAGUGCGGCCGGACGCCGGCGUCGGGAGACGUCAAGAUGGUYUACCACACCAAGGCCGGCCCCGGGCCGCAGGUCCUGGACAACGAGACCGACGGGAACCUCGAUCCGGUGACGGGCCUCAACCGGUAUACGAAACCGAACURAGGCACCGGCCGGCGAGCCGAGCACGCGUGUCGCUUGCUCCGAUMCCCCAWYUAUUGCUUGCGCYGGAGCACGGGCGGUGGAUKCGUUCCUCGAUCGAGAGCAACAGCAGCGAACGACCGAACAAAGAAUAGCGCCGUACACUAAACCAUCACUAUUUUACAAACAAACURCACGCUACCAU
This is a messenger RNA of Pseudo-nitzschia multistriata, 1509 nucleotides long. The record is from the annotation of a GenBank genome assembly. Lineage: Eukaryota; Bacillariophyta; Bacillariophyceae; Bacillariales; Bacillariaceae.